Molecule: messenger RNA, 2739 nt
Organism: Cryptosporidium ubiquitum
Lineage: Eukaryota; Apicomplexa; Conoidasida; Eucoccidiorida; Cryptosporidiidae
Exons: 1
Coding region: 1-2739 (912 amino acids)
Source: RefSeq, a predicted model, not a curated record
AUGGAAAAAAACAACGCCCCAAAUUACGAUAAGAUAAUAUUGAAUGAGCUUGAAAACGUAAAUUUGAAUUAUUUAGGCUUAAAGGAAUUUAAUCAACAGUUUUUAAAAAAAUCAGUAUUUGAAAUUGAGGUUGAAAAUGUUAACAUUAAGUUGAGGGAAAUAAUUAACAUAAAGGAUAAUAUUAAACCUGUUAUUUUACUCAUUUUUGUAAACAGACUAGUAAAUAUCGCAAAAAAGAGCAUUUUUUUAAAGACUGGGAAAUCUCUUGAAGAAAAUAUAUUUUUUCCAGAGCUAGAGUUGCUUGCUAAUUUAAUAAAAGAAGGAAACAUUAUUAAGGACUGUUUUGAAUAUGCUGGGCUUUCUGGUUUACAAGACCUGAGUAAUUCAUUUAUUAUUGAAAUUUUGAAUGCUAUUAUUAAAAUUCCUACUCUUGCAAUUAACUCAGUACUGGCUUUGAAGCCAAGUCUGAAAAAUAAUAUGGAUAUUAGAAUACUUGACAAGUAUAUUCCAAUGGAAUUGCAUGACUCCAAUUACUAUAAGUAUAUCUGGUUAUGCGUAUUACAUAUUUUAAAUGACAUAGAACCAAAUAAUAAGGCAGCCUACAGUGCUUUGCAAAUUAUUUUCAACAGGUUAUUUUUAAGAGGAUACAAAAAUAUUCUAUGCAGCAUUAUGAUUGAAUGGCCGAUAAUCACCGAUAAGUUUGUAUUUAAAGAUCAUAAAACUCUUAAUAGUAAAGAAUUAUACUUGAAUCGUGUUUUUGAUAACAUAUUAAACAUCAACAAAGGCGAUAAAAAUUUGAUUAGAUCUUUUGUUAAACAACUCUUCAAAGAAAUAGAGAAUUCAAGAUUAGAAAUUAGCGAAGGAGUGGUAAUUCUUAAGCUGGGAGACAGUGAUUUUGACAAAGAGUUCAAUUUAGAAGAUAUUGUAAAUGACAAUUUCUUUUUUCUUUUUAGGUCAAUAAUUGACUUUUGUGUUCUUGAAGAAGGCUUGAGCGAUAGCAAAGGAUUUCUUAAGAGUGAAAUGUUUUUGAUCAAAAAACAAAGCUUUUCCAUGGGAACAUACCUGGUAUUUCUGGAUAUUUGUGUGCUUAAUAUUGUUAAGAAAGAGGAAUUUGGAAUAUAUAUUUUACCACAACAACAUUUUGAUUAUUUAGAAAAGAUUCGACUCGAAAAAUUCAUUUCAAUAGAAAAAUCAGGUAAAUCGAAGGUAUAUUUGAGUUUUCUCAAGGAGAUAACUCAAUUCUUGGCCAAGCAAUGGAAUUCUUAUCAAGAGUCAAUGACUUAUUCCCUAACCCUUUCUGUAGUAAUGGUCCGAGCAAUCUCUAUCUUAAUAUAUUUAAAUUUGGAUAGUCUCUCAAGUUUGAAAGGAAUGCUACUUGAAUUUUAUAUGGAUAUCACAGAAGGAAUACAGUUCAGGCUUAAGAAUAUUGACCCAGUCAUUCGGUCCAGUGCUAUGUACCUGGGAGAAUUUUACUUUAAUUUGCUUUAUGAAUUGUUCCCAUCAAAUAAUGAAGCUGAUAGUGGGUACUUAAUAAAUGAGAUUCCAAAAUUUGACGAACUUAAAUUACUUAACCCAGAAAUAAACAAUCUCUUAGCCUGCAUACACAACUCCACAAAAUUCUUUGUUAUUAAGAUCUUUUCAAAUGUAUUUGAAACCCAAAUAAGAAAUGUUACUGAAUCUAUUAAAGAAAUGACCUUGAGUCAGAAAGAAAAAGAGCUCGAUGAAAACAAAGCCAAGGAUAUUGUGGAUGAAGAUGACGAAUUUUGGAAUAAGGCACCCUCAAUCAAAGUCACUUCCAAAAAUGCAAGGAGGAUACAAUCAAAAGUCUCAAAAGGCCAACUUUCUGUUCCAAAUACUAUCCAAAUAAAGGAAGAACCAAAAAAUAAGCUGGUAAACAAGUCAUUUGACCUUAUCAACCUUUACACCGACGAAAAGAAAUCCAAAGAAAUACCGGACAAAGCCGAAAAACUACUAAACUUACUAAAGGAGCUGGCAGAAGACAUUGAAAAAGACAAUUCUAAUUAUGACCACCUAAUUUCCCCUCUUAUUGACAAAUUGAUAUCAUUGAGAGAAAAAGAUCAGAAUAUACUUGCACUAAUCAUUCUUUCUAAGUUAAUCCAGUACAAAACAGAUAAAGUUGCAGCAAACAUGAUUAUCUAUUCGUGCAACAUGAACAAUGGAAUUCCAAUGGAUACAAGAAUCCUUGUGCUAAACUCCCUCAUAUCAGCAUGUAAAAACAUGGCAAAUUCUCAAAGUAACACUCAAUCUACAAUUCGUCCUAACAAAAAAGUCAUUAUAAAUCUAUUUGAUAAACAUUCUUUAAUUUGGUCAUCUCAUCUAGUCAAAUAUAUCAUGGACCUAAUUAUUCAAUCCGAAGACCAUGAACAUUUUGAGAAAAUUCCAAACAUAUUCUUUAUCUCCUCAUUAGAGCUAUUUAACCAAAUCAUCCUCAAUACCUCAUCCAACAAUACAAAUAUCGAACAAAUUACCUAUUCUGGACUGGAAUUUGUCAUAUCCAUAGACUUAAUAAAUAAUCAUCUCUUCAAAGACCUAGCUAUCCGAAAAUCUAUAUAUCUGCUAACCUUCAAUAUUAUUCUCAAGUGCAAAUACUCAUCAUAUUGUGUAGCAUUAAACCAAAUCUCAUCAAAGAUCUUAGCAUGGCUUUCCAGAGCUGAAGUCUUUGAAACAGAUCCUAACUCUAUUAAAAUUAUUCAUGAAAUUAAGUCAUUUAUAUCCUAA